UGUUCGGUCCUUCCCCGGCUGCAAUGGAACCUUCGCCUUUGCUUCCCGCAAGGCUCGUCAAGCUGAACGUCCGCGGCAGCGGGUUUCAGAUCGGCGAAGCAGCGCUGAGAAACCAUCCCCAAACAAAACUGGGUCAGCUCGUCACCGAUACGGAGACUCCCGCAGACACGCCUGUGGUCGUCGAUGCGGAUCCCCGCUCCUUUGAGUACGUCAUUCAGUACUACACCACAGGGCUGCCCAUCCACAUCAAGAAGGACGUUAAUCCAGCCCUGCUCAAGAGAGACUUCGAGCGCUGCGGCAUCGGCAUCGACGUCGACAACAUGAGGCUGCCGGAUGGGGCCAAGCCGGAUCCACCUGUCGAGGAGGGUGAGCAGCUGCACGGCAAGGCACAGAUCUCGACACUUGCACUUGUUCGUUGUCUUUCUGACAGAUCCUUCCAGGAGUUUGUACGAGAUGCUGGCGGUCAAGACCAGUCGAACAAAGUGAGGUGACAAGCUCGUCACAUCGUCAAUCCUGUGCAUGCUCGUACCUUUUCUUUCUGUGGAUGCAGAUGUGAGGACUCAUCCUCUGAGUUGUCGCGAUCAUCGGCGCCGUCGGCGCCGGAUUCACCAUGCAAUACGGGUGGUGGUUCCCGCUCAGGGAGGAUCCCAACCGGGAUGAGAGGCGCGUGGAGGUGGUCAAGACCCUCAUGGACUUCGCUUUUCAGGCGAUCCCGCUAUUGGCCGUCACCUGCGCACUCGGCAUGGGCCUCAUCGGCGUCAUCCGCCAGUGGAUCCACACCUCCAGAUGCGCCUCUCCUGCCACGCAGCCCACCCCCAUGCCGCUCGAGACACCCCUUCAUCGGUCGCGUCAGCACCUGCAGCCAUCCAGCGCAAACACUUCAGUCGGCCGACCCCAUGGGAGCUCGUCUGCGGCCGCCACCCUUCGUGACACCAACAGUCACGCCGCAAACGACAGGGAACGUCCCUCGGGCCACCUUCGACGAGUACGUCAGGAGGUGCCAAGAGCGCCUGACAGCAUGAUCGUGACAGAAAAGAAGGCGCAGUGAGGAUGCGGCGGGUGUUUUUCUGUAAGUGUGUGUGUGUGUGUGUGUGUGUGAUCGUGAGAGCGGCCUGGAUGCACUUGCGUGACAGUGCCUGUGGUGGG
Molecule: messenger RNA, 1146 nt
Organism: Vitrella brassicaformis
Lineage: Eukaryota; Vitrellaceae
Source: the annotation of a GenBank genome assembly